Messenger RNA from Eleginops maclovinus (Patagonian blennie), 8635 nucleotides. RefSeq names its product regulator of G protein signaling 17 (gene rgs17). The record is from RefSeq and is a predicted model, not a curated record. The transcript has 6 exons. NCBI's taxonomy places the organism in Eukaryota, Metazoa, Chordata, Actinopteri, Perciformes, Eleginopidae. The coding region runs from base 502 to 1131 and encodes 209 amino acids.
CUCGGCGGCGAUCGGUGCUGAAGUGGGGCGGAUGGCAGAAAAACAGCGGCGAUGGACAUUACACCACAGGAUUCCCAUUUAUGAUGUCGUUAAAUAAGCAUCGGGACAUCGCAUUUUCACACCCAUCACCCUAGGACACUGACAGCCGGACGCAAAGGGGAUGCUGUACUUUCGCUGCACCCUGCACUCUCGAAUCCAUAAAUGACCCUUUCACCGAGAUCUGAGGAAGCCUAGGAGGCGACGGCGAGUGAAAUCAGGAAACGAGGAGAGGAAGUUGUUACGUUUCACCUCAGCCCUGGUGUCAGUCAGUGAUGGUGAGACGAGUAACUUCUCUUCCCUGUGGUGAAAAGACCCUCCCCCUCCAGAGAGACAAACAGCCGCUCCAUUAGCCGAUAAGACGCCCAGAAACGCACUCCUUUAACCAGCCUGCUAUCAUCCAGCAACCUGUUACCUCACGCCAUGACUACUCUGUCUCACCUGUUUCCUGAAAAUCACUAAUUCAUGCCCCGCAGUGUGAGUGGAGUGGAGAUGAGAAAAAGGCAGGCGGCGCACAUCGAGGCCCCACCACAGGCCCCCGGUCAGCCCCGACCCAACACCUGCUGUCUCUGCUGGUGCGGCUGCUGCAAGUGUCUCUGGAACGAAGACAGGAUCGAGAGGAGUGAGCGUCAGACCUGCACCAAGAUGGACAGCAUCGAAGCUGCAGAAGAACAACAACCCAGUCUAGACGAAGCGCUGUCGUGGGCUCGGAGCUUUGAGAUGAUGCUGCGCUCGCUGGAGGGCCGGGAGGUCUUCCGGGAGUUCCUGCGCUCGGAGUACAGCGAGGACAAUCUGCUGUUCUGGUUGGCCUGUGAAGAGCUGAAGAAGGAGACGGAUCCCAUAGUGGUGGAGGAGAAGUCCAGGAUCAUAUAUGAAGACUACGUGUCCAUAUUAUCUCCCAAAGAGGUGAGUCUGGACUCGCGUGUCAGAGAAGGAAUAAACCAGACCUUGACGGAGCCCAGCAACCUGAUGUACGAAGAGGCCCAGUUCCAGAUCUACACCCUGAUGCACCGCGACUCCUUCCCCCGUUUCCUCAACUCCUCCGUUUACAGAGACCUCCUGGCAAACAGGAGGCGCACCUGCCUCGAGACCUAGACCCCUCACCGUCCCUCAUCGCCAUCGUACGCCAACGAGACUACUACUUAAACUUCAAAUACUACUAUGGUGCCAGAAGUCGGGUUUGGAAAAUCUCUCCCUCUUUUUUGAUUGAAAAGACUGAACGACAUCCAAGAUAGCUGGUUGUUUUUUUAUUUAUAUUUUUUAAGCAAUUUAUAUCCAGUUCUGCAUUGGAGCCAGGUCGGCCUUUGCUGGUUGGUUUUUGGUCAAUUUAAGACCAUGAAUGCUGUCCAGUGAUUGUUUUGCUAGCAUUUGUGCUGUUUGUUACUGGCCAACCCACUUGUCAGCUGUCGGUUGAAAUGGCCAACCUGACGGCCAGCUGCUGGUUAACUGUGGACAAGGACUCCUCAGGCGGUGGAGACAGAAAGAGAGAGAGAGACUAAAAGGACACGCCAACUGUUCCUGUACUGUAAUAUCUAGACCUCAUGCUUUCUAUCCUCACUUUUAAUACUCUCUCUCUCUCUGAAACUCAUUCAGUCAUAUUGUUUUGCUUUUCUAUUUCUGUCACAUUCCUCCAAUGUGUAAAAAGUUUUAUUUCUUCACUGUCCAAACAUGACAUUUAGUAGUUGGUGGGAGUCGGGAUGUCUCUGCCCGUUUAACCAAUUGAAGCACUGGCUCUGCAUGUAACUCUCUCUCUCUCUACAGUAGCUUGACGAUGUAAGCCGCGGACUGCAACUAUUUUUGAAUAUUGAGAUGUGUAAAGACAGGGGUCCUGUCUCGUUGUCUGGGUGUCUUUAUUCGGUGAAGGGAAAAAGUACACUUCUACCAAUUUUAAGCUUACUGCAGUUUUUUUUAUUGAGCAGAUUUGAUGGCUUCUGCAGCAAAGGCAGCAGCACCUACCCAUCCAUCCAUCCACCUGUCCAUCCAUCUGUCCGUCCAAGCACUUUCCUUCUUUAGGAUUGUUGAACUGGGAGAAGUAAGGGCUAGAAUUGUGGUUGGGCAGCUACAUGUAUUAUUAUAACUCAUGAACUUUAGACAAAAAAUCUCUCCUUCGAGAAAAUCACAAUGCCUUUACAUGUAAGAAAAGGCAGCACAAGCGCUGCUGGAGUUUUUCUGGAAAGCAACCACAGUUUGUCCAACGAUCCCUACCUCCCAUCUUUUUCCCUCCUCCCUCCGACUCAGACCAUCACAGCCUGACAAGCACAGGUGCCCAACGGUGGGAGGGGGGGAACCACUACUGAAGAAAAUUGAAACAAACCCACGUUGACUCCAGAUACAUCAUGAAAUUCUAGCGCAGAUGAAGGGUUAGGGAUUACCUUUUAGUGUUUCAAUAUUAAUUAUAUGCAGAUGCAGCAGGCACUGAUCCAACUGAUAGGGUUUUUGAGCCCUGGCCUUUGACUGUAAGGCUUUACCUUUAGAUGCUGUAGGUUACAUAGAAGUCACUGCAGUUUGUUGUCCAGUAUCACGCUGCAGAUACGAAACCCGGGUGCCAAACAUGAUUUUAAAGAUGCUGUGAUAUCAGAUGUGAUUUGCCACCAGGUUGUAGACUCCCUGUGUUUCUGGUGCAUGUCGGUGUCUCCAGCAGAUGGAGCUGGGAGAAUGUAUGGUAGACCUUCAGUUAGCUACCGCCCAUUCAAGACACUAAUUUUUAACCUGAGCUAGUGAAGAGGGUUGGUAUAAUAAUGCUAACAAGCUACCGUACCGGGCUAGCGAAGACGUUUGUGUAGUCAUGCUACAUGCUAGCCUUCUCGAUAGAGGCUAACUAGGUGUUAGCAUGCUUUAGGCAAGCAGUCAGCAUGCUUGUGCUAGUCAUGCUAACCCUCCAUCCGACUGCCAGCCCUCACACACUCUGGUUUGUUUUUCUAAUCUGACUUUCACAGCAUGCGAUGAUAAUGGCUAUGUGUGUGUAUGGUGUAGUUACACACUUAACAGAAAAAUGUAGAAAAAAAAAACUUUACGAGGGUCUUGCCAAAUGUCCCAUUAACCUGUUUAGUAUAUAAAAGGACAUUUGGUCUUUUGAUGGUGUGAACAUUUGAACCUUGUUCCUGGCCUGUGGAUGUGCAGUAGAAAGUGCAUGAGUGCAGUAUAUGCUAUUUUGUUUAAUUAACCAGGCCUCCGAGUAUAUUCAUUGUUUAACAUGAUGGAUAGCUGACCUCUUGGUUUGGUGGUUAGUGCGGUCUUAAAGUGUCAAUUAAAAACAGUGCCACUCCUCACUGAUAAAUCUAGGCGUCCAUGUUGCCACCUCCUUUUACUACCUGAAGUCCAUGUGCCAAGUUUGGAUAGAUCAAAUUAAAGAGUAGACAGUGCAGGAUGUCCACAGAGUAAUGAAGUGCAAUUGGAUUUAGUUAUUAAUUAUAGAUUGGAGUCUAUAUAAAUAAGAAAUCAUUUAUUUUAAUCUAAAAAAGUAGAAGAAUAGAAAUGCACGUCCUCUGCCAGAUCUUAACUCAAAAAAAUAUCCAUAGUUGAAUUUUUCUUAACACUUAUUUACGUUGACGGUGUGGAAAAUGCUAACUAGAUGAAUCUGCCAAGUCAAAAAAAAGUGGCUAUAUUCAAACAAAAGUGGAAAUCAAAUAUUGAUUUUAAAUCGGUCAAACUGACACUGUAAAUCAAGAAGACAAGUCUAAACUAAACAGUUUUGCAAUGUUCCUUAUUGAAAUGAUGCUAUGUUCAACCUUGGGCAACACAGUACUACCUUAAUACCCCAAAGGACUUGAUAGAUAUUGCUUGGCGGCUGUAAUGAAGAGCUGUGCAUGCUUGCACCAACUUUAUCAGAUCCAUAAUAAUUUAGAGUAAUUUGCCAAAUCUGAUACUGAUACAUCAGUAAUCUCACUUUAGACGUUGCAUUUGGGCAACUCUAUAACUUUUUGACUGAAUAGAAGAAUGCCUGUGACUCAUUAAAAGCAGAACAUGUCUUCUUCUGCACGGUACAGCUACAUUUCCUUGUGGCUGACUACACGGUAAUUUAACACGAGAAUGUUUCACCAAGAACCAGAUAAUGAAAUGAUGGUGCAAUUAAACCAAGUUUACAUUUAUAAAUAGUGAGAUGUGUGUACCUUAUUGAAUAACCGCGGGGAGCUAACUGUCCUCAGUGUGAGCAGAGAAGCCAGCAGGUCUCUGCCCAGUGCUAACUCCAUUAGCACUUUACAGGGUUUACAGGGAGGACAGACGCAGCAGAGCCCCACGAUUUCUGCUCACGUCCUUUCCUCAUAAUUUAUUGUGACUUUUACACAGUGGGGAAAAGUACACGGUUGUUUAUUUUUAAUAACUGCAUUUCAAAUGUAGAUUUUACAAGCAAUGAUGAUGAUGUGAAGUGAUGUAGUGUCAUCGCUGACUCUAGAUUUUUGUCUUUAACUUUCCAUGGGUUUAAGUGAGUGGGUUUUUGAAACGUGGCUGUGGUUUCAUCGACUACAAAGAAAGGUUGCGAGCUAAAGUGUCCUGAUGGGUUGGAGGAGGUUUGCGAAGCUUUGGCCUUACUGACACGUUUUAUUUUUUUCCUUUGUAUAAAAUAACAACAACAAGCGUCUCUGUAGGCUUUUCACUACCUCUCAUGUUGGUUAAUUUAUUUCACAUCUAGUUGUCAAUGUACAAGUUGUUUUUAGAUCUACUUGAAGCCUAACACUGUAAACAAAAAUGUGCACAGAAAAAUGACUAUGUAUAUGACCAGAGGGGUUAAUGAGAGCUUGGCCUAGUCGACAUUAUUUUUUUGUUUGUAUGUAUGUUUAUUUUUAAUUAUGUUGAGCUGAAUUAGAUUUUGCAUCUCUAUAACGAAUUCAGGAAUCCACUGUCUAAGGGCUAAUCCCAUUUUUGCCUAUGCAAAUCUGUUACUGUGGGUGAGUUGGGAAAGGGCGAGCUACCGCACCUUUCACCUGUUUGAUGGACCAUGGUUUACAAUGCCCUUUGCUGAUAUUCUUCAAUCUUAUUCAGCAAAAAUGUACGCUUUCUUUUUGUUUCUAUAUAAAUAUUAUACAUAAAUAUCUAUAUAUAUAGAUAUACUGUAUAUAUAACAAUUAAUAUACAGAGAAAAUAGUAUAUGCCUUCAUGAUGAUAAAAAAGAAACCUUGCUGAAAACAAAUAAAUGUGUUGUUGUCUGACAUGUGGCUGUGUGCUGGAGUCUUGGUAAAACGACGACUGGAACGGACGGUGAAGCGACUGACAGAAGAGUCGACUCACUGACUCUCAUUACUACAACAGGCUACAAAACCAGUAGCUGACCCUUUGCAGCAAUCCCUAACUGAGGGGAAACACAUUUUUUCAUUUAACUAAAAACCACAUCAUGACUUUCAAGUACUUUAUUCCAGCCCUUAGCCAGUGAGAUGAAUGAGGUGGUCGGGCCGCGCAGGACUACGUCUUUGUCAUUUUUCAGUGUAACAUUUGGUCAAUUUUAAAGCAAGACUAUGUAUCUUUUGCUUAACAGAAGCUAUAGAUACCACUGGAGACAGCAAAGCCAAAACAUUGUGUCAAGGUAGCAGAAAUAGAGACAUGUCAUAAACACAGCAACUUACUGUAAUAUCAAUAGAAGGAUGAGAUCUGGGAAAAGAUUGCUAGCAUUAGCUAACAUUAGCCGCGACAAGCUUGUGGCUACACUCAAUCUAAGUAAAGAUUUAACGCCAUGAUAUUUGAGCAGAUCAAAUUGAGCAAAUGUUGCGUUUUACUGCUCAUUAAUUAAGUUUUCAUUAGGAAUUUGACAGGCUUUGUUACUUUUAUUCAAAAGUUGCAUAGUCUCACUUUGAAUGGCUGAGUUCGAGAAAGGGCACUGUCAAUAUGAAGUCCCAUUUCUUAUCCAGUAAUCCAUUAAUAGUAUCUAAGAAAUGAUAAACACUUUAUUGUGAUAAUCUUUUUGUUGUGCGUCAGUGGAGCCUGCACAGAUGUUAGUGCGAGUUAAUAAUUCAAAGUGUGCAGCACCAUGUCGUCAGCAAACAGCAGGAACUUAUUUUACAAUCCUCCAUAUUCUUAUUCUUUAUGUAGCCACAUCCAGUCAGACUAUCACUGUGCUAAUACAGUAGCAUUGAUUUAGGACACAUCAGCAGAAGUGGGCUUUCUGUUUUUUUAAUAAUCCCCUAAUGCAAGAUGUAAGAAAAGUCAAUAAUAUGUUACUUAUAAGACCAUUCACUCCUGAGAGCAUCUUUAAGCUUCAAGUUGAGGGUUGAUUUAGGUCUGAUCAUUUAUUUUUUAACUCUUAUUUGUACAGAAAAUAUGGCUCUGUGGAAACGACAGUAGGAGGGUUGAUGUAUAGAUUUUUCUCCUUAAGUCCUCACAGUGCAUCAUGACUGAAGAGAGACAGGUUAUCGACUGAUGGUGGUUAGAAACGUAACCUUCUUUGUGUGAUUUGGUGCCUCUUUAUGCUUCACAACAGACCUCAAGAUCUCUUUCUGUCACUAAAAUAAAAUUGCAGUUAAAGUGAGAUGGUCCCGUUUUACAGCAAAAAUUCACCAAUGUUUAUUCCUCCUACUGGCACCCUCAUAUUGUCUCUUUUGUACCUCUUCCGAAGGUGUUAGUGCUACUUCAAGGAAGAGAUUAUAUUUGUGCAGGUACCUGGUUGAAGUUUCAACAGUUUAAGGCAAUCACUUUCCUCUUUAUUGAUUUAGAUGCCUAAACCUCCUGGUUUUUGUCAUGCCUUUGUAGAUAAAUCACAGUCGUUGAGAGAUGAUCUGCAGGUGAAAAUAAAAAUAAUGUUACCGUCACUUUACACGAUAAAAAAAAAGUGACAUUUUUUCUAUUCAGCAUGCUUUUUGCUAAAUAAAUGAAAUAAUUCAGUUAUUUGCUAUAAACGAUACUGUAUGAGUAUGUAUUCAAGUACUGCAGUAUGCAGACAAUUAAAAAUAUCAGAAACUCUCUUGAGAGGUUCAUAUUUUUCUUCUAGUAUGUUUCACUAAUAUUGAUGGUUAUGGGUUCCUAAUUCUUGUUCGAGUGUCUCAUGAAUUGCCAGAAUUACUAAAUGACCCUCUCUGUAUUAACAAAUAUACACUAUGGUUGGUUAGUCCACAUGCAUGACUUGCAGAGUAAUUUUACCUGGACAGUUCUAUUGCAGCGGGCUUUUUAAUCAAAAGUUAUGUCAGUUUCACGAUGUUCCACUGGAAGCUUGACAAGUCUGAUUAUGGCUGAGAUCCUGACUGAGAUUAAAUAUUUUCCUUGUGCACUAAAGGUCAAGAAAAUGCAAAGUAAAUCAAGAAUCAUCUUGCCACACAACUUAAAUGUGACCUCAAGGUUUCAUAUGUAAAAUGUUCGGAUAAUGCUGAAGCUUCGAACAGCAGCCAGUAAGCUCGAGAGUGAAAAGAUGUUGCCAAGGAUAUGACGGCUUUCAUCAUGACAUUUUUGAGUUUUUUCAAAAGUAAAUGAACCUCAAUCCUUGAUUAGAAGUCUGGAGUGCAGGAAAUCUCUUCACUGUAGCAUUGAAAGUGCUUUCCUGUGUUAUUAGUCCAACCUUGAUUGAACACCACCUUCUGAUUAACAGGAUUGACUCGUCUCGUACUCAUUUGAACAAAUUUAACACAACUGAACAUUCAGGAAUUUGUACAUUGAAUCAUGUUGGUGUUGGCAAUCCUCUGCAUGAAUAGAAAGCCUUUAUUGUCAUUGUUCAAAGAUAUACAACGAGAUUUUGGAGCGCAACCCUGUCACUAGUACAAUACAGAUAUGACCAUAGUUUUCACCAAGGACAGCAGAAUCAGGAUUCAAGAAAUAUUAAUAUUCUUUUUAUUACUUACUUUUAUUAUUCAGAUUAUUUUGGCUUGUUAAAGUUCACAAAAGUUGCAUAAUUGUAAAACACACUUUUUCUUGAAGAAAGUUGGAGAAGAUGAAUACUUCUCUUUUGACAUGAGAGUGGUGUUUAACUCAAAUGAGCAAAAUAAAUCGAUUUCAAUCCUUGUAUUAAAGAAAUUGAUGAGCUACAUAAAGUCAAAGGAGAAAGACCUGACACACUAAUCAAUGCAACUGUCCCAGGAAGUGUAUUAAAGAACAAAAUGUGCCAAAUUUAUUACUUUUGAUUUCAUGUAAAAGGGUCAAUGGUAUUGUUGGAAAUCAUGUAUUCUGUUGGAAAUGUUCCUCAAGAAACACACUUUGUUAUCUGUCUUUUCACGUUGCUGUCGUGGGUUUUUGUGUAAUUUCUCUGAAUCAUCCAGAUAUAAUCUACUUCAUCAACAUGUAACCAACAGACCUUUGUAAACAGCAUUUUGACUCAUCUUGAUUUCAUGCAACGUUAUCCGAUUCAACUGAAAUUGUAACUGUCACAAACAACUAUUUUAAAUAUGUUUUGUAUUCUUAUUUAUUUGAACAGCAGGUUUAUUUCAGUCGUUGUUUCUUCUUUCAAUACAAAGAAAGUGUUGUUUAUUCACCUUUAUCACCACACGAGUCGCCGUCACAUCACCAGCGUGUUCAGUUGUGGUACAUUUUGAGGUUCAGUCUCUGUCUUUCUUUACAUGAUGGCAUCUUUUAUUAUGAGAAAACUCUGAUCUACGGUAACUGCCCUUGAAUAUCUGUAAUUUAAAUAGUGCUGCUAGAGAAAGAAAUCUAAAUGUAACAACUUACAAUAAAACCUUAAUAGAUUUUU